This is a messenger RNA of Fulvia fulva, 432 nucleotides long. RefSeq lists its product as uncharacterized. The record is from RefSeq and is a predicted model, not a curated record. The coding region runs from base 1 to 432 and encodes 143 amino acids. The transcript has 3 exons. NCBI's taxonomy places the organism in Eukaryota, Fungi, Ascomycota, Dothideomycetes, Mycosphaerellales, Mycosphaerellaceae.
AUGAGUCACCAGUUCCUAAAGCUUCAGGUGAACCCGAAGCCACUCCGAUAUGAGGACCCGCCAUUUCCUUCCUUGUACUGGCCCUUCCCAGUGGACGGGCUACAAAACAACUACUUAUACAAUGCGGAGCCCAUGUGGCGGUUCACAUUAUACUGGUCACUGGUCUGCGUGGGCGGAGUGCACUUGAUCGCCGGUGCUUACGCUUGUGCCGUACAGCGUCGCAACUGGAAGCUGAUAUGGAUCACGCCAAUACUUUACACGGCCAUAGGCACCAUUGAAGCACUGAUUGCAGGGAACGCAGUUGGUGGGCUACUUGCAGCUGUCUACACUGCGGGCUUCUUCAGGAUGUCCACCUGGAUACCUCUUACUUGGGGCAUCAUAAACGCAUUGGUACUGAUUCUGUCAUCAUUCGCGAUACAAGGAGGUCUUUGA